Messenger RNA from Ostrea edulis (European flat oyster), 7852 nucleotides. RefSeq names its product nipped-B-like protein. NCBI's taxonomy places the organism in Eukaryota, Metazoa, Mollusca, Bivalvia, Ostreida, Ostreidae. The transcript has 52 exons. Gene Ontology annotation, cellular component: Scc2-Scc4 cohesin loading complex. Gene Ontology annotation, molecular function: chromatin binding. Gene Ontology annotation, biological process: establishment of protein localization to chromatin; establishment of mitotic sister chromatid cohesion; replication-born double-strand break repair via sister chromatid exchange. The coding region runs from base 240 to 6191 and encodes 1983 amino acids. The record is from RefSeq and is a predicted model, not a curated record.
AGCGUAUGUAAUGGAGGCUGUGUCAUACGGCUGUCGUAAUUUUUUGGCGCGGGUCAUUGUUAUGAUCAGAAGUUAUCGUUAGAUAGCAUAUUAAUGAUAAAUAUUUCAGCUUCUAUGAUGGAUUAGAAAUAGUAGAAACUUUAUACCAUUACUAUAUUGCUACGAAAUAGACUAAUCUCGCAAAAUACCCGUUUAAAAUUAUAGGGUUGAACAGAUGUAAUAAUGCAACUACGGUAACCAUGAAUAGUGAUGUGCCCAGUGUUCCUAUAACAACACUAGCAGGCAUUCACAGUCUUACUGACCUUUUACCAGAACUACCCUUGCCAACCCCAACAUCAUCCACUUCACACAAUAAAACUUUGCUUCACAAUGCCAAGCUGAAAGAGACCUCGAAGCGCUUGCUUGCAAGUCGAGAUACGGGACUGACACAACAGUUAGUGGGUGUUCUGCAUAAAACUUCAACAGAGUACUUAGAAUUGAAGGAUUCCACUAGUGAUGGAGGGAUAGAUGGAAACCCCCCAGAAUUACUGAAGGCGAUCCUAAGUCAGGAGCCUGCUACAUUUCAAGGUAGUCGACAGUGCUAUGAAAAUGGGUCACAGAAAGAUGUAUAUAAUGUGGGGAGUCAACAUUACCAGAAUAAUUUGUUAGGAGAAGAUCCUUCCAAGUUUGAACAUCCUUAUGGCAAUUACACACCAGGCAUUGUGAAUGGGGAGCAUCCGGGAUUGUCCAAUCAGUACCCAGAGUACCAGGGUCAAGGGGUCACAAAAAAUCUAGGAACAACUCAGGGAAGUUUAGCGGAGAACUUGUUCCAUGGUGAAACUGAGAACCACGGAGUCCACAGCUCUCAUCACAAAAAAAGACUCAAGAACUCGGAACCAGUUGUUCUCUUGGAACCACUCAAUAACUUACCACCACAUGCAUCGGGAGAUGCGUCGAGUUCAGCAUCUACAGAAUCCUAUGGUGGAGAGAAAAAGAAGUUCAAGGGUUCCCACCCAGUGGUGCUUCUAGAACCGCUGGAUAAGCAAGUACUUCGUAGACAUACAAGGAGCAAGACAUUGAAAUCAAUUCAGCAUGGAGGCUCAGUGAAAACUAAGGAGGACAAGAAGAGAGGAAGAAGACAUCAUGACAGUGGUGAUGAUUAUGAUGACAGACAUGGAAAGCGAAGACGUCGCCACAGUGACAGUGAUGCAGACUCCCCACCAGAUGUGGCAAGAAAAAAGAAGAAGGACAAGCGCCACAGACGCGUCAAUCAGCAGGCCCUGUCUGUGGAGGAAUUACUGGAGAGUCCGACCUUCAAAAAGUUCAGCAGCUCUAUGGAAUAUGUCUUGGAAGCAUCAGAAGACACUAACUUUGGAUCAUUGGAUCUUAAUGAUGAAGAAGUGGAGUGCCCAAGGGAAAGUCUUAUUGCUAACAACAUUCUGACUGAUCUCUGUGGAGAAACAGCCAAACUGAAGUCUUUAGGUGUCAUGAACCAGGUACCUGCUGACAGACUAGUCAAGUUGUUGACAAUAUUGCAGUGGAAUAUACGAGAUGGAACGAAAGUUACACCUGUAGCCAACCAAGGACAGGAUGAGGAUGAAGAGGAACAGAGACUCUGGAGAAGUCUGAUCAUGGAGCGGAUCAUGAGAAGCAUGAACUCAGCCCUCAUUGCCCUCUAUAUCAUGACCUCGCCGAAAAUGCCUAAACAGGUCUAUCUGGAGGAUGUCAUCGAGCGGAUCAUCCUGUUUGGGAAAUUCCAGCUGCAGAAUACAAUAUUUCCAGAAUUUGAUCCAGUCUAUAAAAUUGAUCCUAAAGCAAAAGAUGGUUACCAUGGUAGUCUGAAGGCCAAGAGAGCAAGAGCCACACAAGUUAAACACAAAUCCACCAUCAACAUGUUUAACAAAAUCUCGGACAUGAUUGAAAAGUUGUCUGAACUUGUGGACAUCCAGGAGCUGACUGACACGACCAUUCUACAGUUGUCAACAUUGGGUGUCUCACCUUUCUUCGUGGAAAACAUCAGUGAAAUGCAGCUAAAUUCCAUGAAGCUCGUUACCACAAUUUUUUCAAAGUAUGAGAAACAUCGCCAGUUAAUACUUGAAGAUAUUUUUGCUAGUUUAGCUAGACUACCAUCAAGUAAAAGAAAUUUGAGGAAUUACAGGUUGAACUCUGAGGAGUCCAUUCAGAUGGUGACCGCACUGGCUCUACAGCUGAUUCAGUGCGUUAUCAAACUUCCAAGCAGCUUUACAUCAACAGAAAAUGAGGAGGAGGUACCCUCAACCUCUUCAUCUAGAAAGGGCCAAAAAUCAAAAUCAGCACAGAAUUCCAAUGAUGUUGUCAUAGUAACCUCCUUUGAGAAAGCCUUAAGAACAGGCUACAAUUUCCUCACAGUAUUCUUGCAAAAGUGCACUAUGAAAGGUGAGGAGGAUUACAGACCAAUGUUCGAGAACUUUGUCCAGGAUCUCUUGUCCACUGUGAACAAACCCGAGUGGCCGUCCUCAGAGCUGCUUCUUAGUUUGCUGGGAAAAAUUCUAGUGAAACAGUUCAGCACUAAGUCGGUGGAUAUGUCUCUCAGGGUAGCUUCUCUCGAUUAUCUCGGCAUUGUUGCAUCCAGGUUACGGAAGGAUGCUGUGUCCAGUCAUGACAACCCGGAGUCCAUUGAUGAAAUCGUUACAAAAGUGACCUCAAAAGAAAGUGAUGACGAAGAGAUGCAUGAAGAUGUCAAGUCCUCGGCAUCAGGGCCAGAAGCUGAGGAUCAAACCCAGAUCUUACAGAAAGCCAUGUUGGAUUACUUAGCAUAUAAUAGUCAGAGUGAACCAGCGUAUUGGUACGCCCAUCUGUUCUACAUUGCUCAGUGGUAUAGGGAUAUUACGGUUGAGGCCGAUGGUUUGGCCAAAAAUUCAGCAAAACAGAAGACGGAUGAAGAGGAGGACAGGGCGGGUGAAGCUAUGCAGAACGCUGAACAGAAAAAGACAUUCUUACUGGCACAGUAUGAGUCCAUCAACAGAAAUGCUUCCUACAGACCACCACUUUCCAAAUUGGAUUAUGACGGUGCAUGUCUUGUUGCAAGAUACCUGUCAUCCAAAAGGCCAUUUGCCCAGAGCUUUGAUGUGUACUUAACACAGAUUUUGAGGGUGCUUAAUGAAUCUGCUGUAGCAGUGAGAACCAAGGCUAUGAAGUGUUUAACUGCGGUGGUAGAGGCUGAUCCCGGCAUUCUAGCAAGGGCCGACAUGCAGAAGGGUGUUCAUUAUCGCUUCCUUGAUUCGUCAACCUCUGUCCGAGAGGCGGCGGUGGAGUUGGUGGGAAGAUUUAUUCUUAUCCGUCCAGAACUUAUUUCUCAAUACUAUGAUAUGCUCUCGGUCCGUAUCCUGGACACUGGUAUAAGUGUUAGAAAGCGGGUCAUCAAAAUUUUUCGUGAUAUUUGUUUGGAACACACAGACUUCACCAAGAUUCCAGAAAUGUGUGUGAAAAUGAUCCGACGAGUCAAUGAUGAGGAAGGUAUCAAGAAACUGGUAAAUGAAGUGUUUCAGAGCAUGUGGUUUUCACCAAUCAACAGCCGAGAGAAAGAUACCAACAAACUCCUAACAAGGGUGCUCAACAUCACGGAUGUUGUGGCAGCUUGUCGAGAUACAGGAUUUGAAUUCUUUGAACAAAUGUUAGAAAAUUUACUUAAAAAAGAUGAGGAAGGGAACAUAAACAAGAGUGCUCUGACAGCGUGUAGACAGAUUGUGGACUGUUUGGUGGAGAACGUAUUGAGAUUAGAGGAGAAGAGUGUAGACACAGAGACGGGAGGAGGAAGCAGUCAAAGACUGGUGGCCUGUCUGUCCACUCUUCAUCUUUUCAGUAAGAUCAAACCCGACCUAAUGGUGAAGCAUGCCACCACACUACAACCGUACUUGGACAUCAAGUGCAGUACUCAGGGUGACCACUUUGUGCUUCACUAUGUGGCACGGAUCCUGGAGAUGGUGGUGCCUUUGAUGGACCACCCCAGUGAAACAUUCCUGGCCCAGCUCGAGGAAGACAUGAUGAAGCUCAUUCUUAAGCAUGGCAUGAUGGUUGUGGAGAGUUGUAUUAGCUGUCUUGGAGCUGUGGUCAACUGUGUCAGUCACAACUUUCCACUGGUCAAGGACUGUUUUGAAAAAUUCUUCGGUGUCCUAGUGAAGCUCUGUAUGGACCAUAAAGAGGACCCCGAGAAUCCCCAGCUGAAGGCGCGGAAACCCACCCUGCUACGGUCCCUCUUUACAGUGGGUCUGCUCUGUAAAUACUUUGACUUGGACAGGGACAUACAGGACAUACCAGCUGAUGAGACCAUCAGGGAGCGGGUUUUCCAAGUCCUGAUGCAUUUUAUUAUGCAUGAAGAUGAACUUGUGAGAGAAAAAGGACUCUGUGGACUUGGGUUUAUGGCAAUUCGUCACUAUGACCUCAUGUUGGGGAAGGAUAUGAGGGACUUGUACUAUGAAUACCUGGGAGAUGAGGAUUCUUCGGAUAGACUCAGGAUACAGGUGUUGAAAAACCUUCAGAACUAUUUACUGGAAGAGGAAGUCCGGAUGCACAAAGCUGAUGCAGAUUGGAGGAAGCAUGCUAAAGAAGAGGAUCUCAAAGAAAUGGGAGACAUUCAGUCAGGGAUGGCCAGCACCAUUAUGCAGGUUUACCUGAAGCAUGUUCUGGACUCGUUUUUCCACACCCAUUCCCAGGUCAGGCUGGCCGCGUUACAGGUCGUGGUUCUGGUGCUACAACAGGGCUUGGUCCACCCAGUGCAGUGUGUGCCCUAUUUGAUCAGUAUGUGUACAGAUACAGAGAAAGCUAUUAGAGUGAAGGCAGACCAACAGCUGCAGGAAAUAGACAAGAAAUAUCCAGGAUUUAUUCACAUGAAGGCCUUACAGGGUCUGAAGAUGUCCUAUAAACUACAGCAGUUGUUACAAUCAAACAGUACAAGCUGUGUGAUCCGGGGUCACAGGGACAAUGAGGGAAACAUGAUCAGCCUCAACAACUUCCUGUACACUGUCUUACGCAGCAAUCGUUCUCACAGGCGUGCCAUACUUCUCUCCCUGCUUAACCUCUUUGAUGACUCCGCAAAAAUCUCAUUAGCUGAACAGCUUUACAUAGCCGACAAUUUAGCCUUCUUCCCAUAUCAGACUCAGGACGAGCCGUUAUUUAUAAUAAACCAGAUCGACAUCAUUGUGUCAGUGUCAGGUUCCAACAUUCUCCAGUCCUUCAGAGAGCGUUUACGUUUGUCAAAUACAGAAGCACCACGCAUGAACAUGGUUGCCAAUGUGGAGGGGGAAAAUGAAAAGGAGAAUGGAUCAUUACCACAUUCUGUUAUUGAGGAUGAAGAUGAGGAUGAUCCAGACAAACUCAUGGAGAAACUUCCAGAAGAUAUUCAACCAUUGUUAGAUAUAUGUUACUUAGCACAAGGAUGCAUACUUCUCCUACACCUUAAACACCACUUGAAGGAGACGUAUGGAUUUUCUGACAGCAAAAUCCAUAACUACUCACAAACGGAUGCAAAAACUUACGAUAAACCAGUGCAAAGAAAAUUCAUAGUGACGUUUAAUCCUGAGACUGUGAUAACUUUGUUAGAUAAUAAAACUAAAAAUAGGACCGUGAAUAAAAGAUCUAGGAGGUCACAAAAACGGCAUCGUAAUGAUUCAGGGGAGGUAACUAGUGACAGUGACGGUUCUAGUGAUGAGGAAGAUGAAGAGGAGAGUAGUGAUGAUCAGAAACAAAGACGCAAACUCAUUGACGAAUAUCUAGAGUUUAAAGAUCUGAUGUUGAGUAUAGACCCCCCUGAUGAAGAGGAGGAGGGGGAAGAGAAUCGCAGCACUGGUCGUCAGACCCCCAACCCAGCCCACGGGCAGACCACUCAAGGCAGCAAAUCACCCCGACUACCAAAUCCCGACGGAACGGGGGAAGAACCCACGGAGAUGUCGGUAGAAGUCCAUGAGGAGAUGACAGAACGGCGAGUCCCUCCCAUCACUAUUAGAACAACACAUCACAGUCACCACACACCGAAAACCUCCUCUCGUCAUCACCAUCUCUUUACUUCAGACAAAAAGAAAAUUCCAGUUCACUCAUCAACUUCAUCGUCUUCUUCCAAAAACUUAUCAAAAUCAUUUUCCAAGUCUAUAUCCAGUAAAAAGAAGCCAAAGAAACGUCGGAAACGUUACGGCAGCGACAGCGAGGAUGACAGUGACGAUAGCGACUUCGUGUUAUAGCUGUAUGUCUGUCAGUGCUGACACAGUGUGGUAAUAACAGCAGUUCUCUAUGGCAGCGAUAGCGAGGACGAUAAUGUCGAUCAAAACUUUGUGUUAUAGCUGGUGUGUGCGUGUCUGUCCGUGCAGAUGUAGUGUGGUGAUACAGCAGUUCGUGAUCAAUCUCUGGAUUCGCAACGACACUCCCUCAGUUACAGGAGACAACAACAACCACCCACCCCCCAAACCCCCAACCCCCUCAUCCCGAAAAACCUCCAAUGCUGCCGCAUCCAAAAAUAAGGCUGGUGCCAAAUUCACAUGACAACGUGAUUGGUUGUGACAUUUGUCAGUUUCUUUAAGUGCAAUAUCAGCUUUUAUUGAAUCUUCAGAUGAACAAUAUAACUCACAUACAUGACAUUUCAUCAACAACACUACUCUUCUCAAAGCUUUUAGGAACUGGGCAUUUACAAUUACCAGUAUUAUUUUUUUAAGAGAUAGAUUUGCCGUUACAAUGACAUUAGCUAAUUGGAUCUGAACAAAUCAGUUUUCUAAUAAAAAUUUGAUUGUGGAAGUGUUUGCUACAGAGAAGUACGAAUUUUAUAUGUAGAAUGUGACAUUCCUGGUGCACAAUAUGAGCUGGGUAUCAGGAUUUUUAUGUGCAAUUUUUUUCUUCCUUUGAUAUCUGAGCUGUAUCAACUUUGCUAAAUUUUAAAAAUAAAAAUGCAUAAUUUCAUAUCCAAUUGUGCAUGCUGUAAAGUUAUUUCACAAGUUUACUUUGAUUUCAAUGAUUUAUAAUAAGAGUAAAUAUGGUAAAAAAAAUCAUACGCAUAUUAUGGCAAGUUUUGCACAUAAUUGACGAAAACACUGGUGACCCAGUGAACUAUUGUUAUGUAUAAGAAGUUGAUUAAUUAUACCUGUGUUCUCAGGUAAAGCUAAUUCAUUCCACUCGGACCCCUAUUCUGUUGAGAGUGACUUUAAUGAACAGUACACUAUAGAAUUCUGUGUACAAUAUUGGAUGCAUAUGUAAAAUCCUGAUAUACAGUAUAUUGUUAGAAAUAUGUAAACAUUACUGUAAGGGGGGGGGGGGGGGGGGGGGGGCACUUUACAUGAAAAGUUUGUUUUAAUCUGGUAUAGCAUAAAUUACUACCACUCAUCAGGGCGAUGAAAUGUAGGUUAUCUUAUGUCCAGUUCCAAUCAAUUGAGAAUGACUGUACACGUGAAUUGUUUGGGAUCUUUUUGUAUGAUGACUUUGCUUUUGAUGCCACAAAUCAAAUAACAGUAUAAAGAUUUCUGCAAUGAAAUGAGUUUUGAUCAGAUUCUGUAAUUACUCUUUACAGUGUUAUGAUGAUGAAAUACAUGUACAUGUAUUGAUAAUUUUAUGUCUUAGAAAUUUUUAGUGAGAGAUUUUUUAUGAAAAAAUACUUGAAUCAAAUUGUGGAUGCUUGACUGAUGGUAUGGAACAUGUCCAAUGUUUUACGAGACCGACAUCGUUUUAUUCAGACUGAACUGCUGUUUUACCAGUACUUUUAUAUGUCAGCUGUUUUUAUGUCUUUCUCGUCAUUUCUCAGAUAUUUAUUUUCUUUGUUCAUCUGUUGAUAGUCAUCUGUUCCAUGUCAUCUUAUUUUUCAUGAAAACUACAAAUUGAAAAAAUAUAAAUUUUGCAGAAUUAAACUUUUGAAAACUGA